UUGACUAUUGUCUCCUUGUGUCAGUGGAGGAGAAAACAGGCCGGUCUCCUAACCUCCUGCAGCUCUUCUUCUGACGGCCGGCUGCUGGUCUGUGCUUCAGAUCCUCAGAACUGUGUCUCCAUCUGCGAGGCCGCCAGCGGACAGACGCUGCACCUUCUCACCGGUACGCCCCCCCCUCACUGCACCUCAUCAGGAGGUUACCGAUACGUCACGGUUAAGUUAGCAGUACUUUACUUGUUUUCCCAACCAGAUCAUCACCGCUCCACCAUCACACGGUGUCGGUUCGACCCACGGACCCAGCGAGUUGUCACGGUGUCGGCAGACAGAGGCAUCAAACUGUGGGACCUGCUGGCACAGAAAACCACCGUGUCCAUCAACAGUAACCAUGGCAACGUGGUCUCCAACUGCUGCUUCACCAGCAGCGGGUACUUCCUGUGCACUGCAUCUUGGGAUAAAAGCCUGAAGCUGUGGGACCUGCAGACAGGAGGGUUUCGAUCUCAGGGAGGAACGACGCUACAGAGAGGCCAUGAAGGCAUUGUGAGCUCAUGCUGCUUCUCUGCCGAUGCAACCCUGUUGGUGUCUGGCUCUUACGAUAGUACUGUUGCACUCUGGGAUACGUGUUCCAGCAGCAGGACUCUGGGUCCUGAAGGCCACUCUGAUUGGGUGACAGAUGUGUCAAUCACUGCUGACAGGAAGCUGGUCGCCUCCGCCUCCAAGGACACGUCAGUGAGGUUGUGGAACAUAGACAAGGAAAUCCCAGAAGUGAUGAAGAGCAGAAGGACUGAUGGACUCCAGACGUGUGAGGAGUGUACAAAGUCGUUGCCGCCUUCCAGACUUCAGACGUCAGAGACGCCCACCCGUUGCUUCUCCUGUCGACCUGUCCUGUCCUCCACCAACCGACCACAGCCUCCACCACUCAUGUGACUUCCCAUCAGGAGGUUGCAGGUC
Gasterosteus aculeatus aculeatus (three-spined stickleback) is the source of this 948-nucleotide messenger RNA. Lineage: Eukaryota; Metazoa; Chordata; Actinopteri; Perciformes; Gasterosteidae. The record is from RefSeq and is a predicted model, not a curated record.